Messenger RNA from Scomber japonicus (chub mackerel), 5793 nucleotides. RefSeq names its product PDZ domain containing 8 (gene pdzd8). Gene Ontology annotation, cellular component: mitochondria-associated endoplasmic reticulum membrane contact site. The record is from RefSeq and is a predicted model, not a curated record. The coding region runs from base 99 to 3719 and encodes 1206 amino acids. Gene Ontology annotation, biological process: mitochondrial calcium ion homeostasis. The transcript has 5 exons. Gene Ontology annotation, molecular function: lipid binding; protein binding. NCBI's taxonomy places the organism in Eukaryota, Metazoa, Chordata, Actinopteri, Scombriformes, Scombridae.
UUGAGAGCGACCAGGUGGAACUUGCUUUGUUAACACGGAGAAACGUUUGAUAAUGAACACACUGUGACUCACAGACGGAGACAGAGCAGCUGCUCGACAUGAUUUACUUAAUAUUAUUGUCCGCUCUGUCGGGAGCAGUCGUUACGUUGGUGUUACAGUUCCUGCUCAUAUACCGGAGGAGCCCCGAGCCCGCAGGCAGGACGGUGCAGUAUGUUAAAGUAGUGCCUGAUAACGCAUUGAAGGAUUACUUUAAUACCCAACAUGAGCCAGGCCAACAGCAGCAGCAACAGCAGCAGCAGGACAGCACAGCAGCCGCAGCAGAGGGCCUCUCCAGCAGGCAGCAGGACUCGGCUGUCCCCGGCCCCAAACAGCCUCCACCGCCUCCACACAGCGAGCACACUGAUGGGGCCAAAGCGGAAACCUGCAAUUUCCUCAACGCUAUAUUUUUGUUCCUAUUCAGGGAGCUGAGAGACACGCCAGCCGUCAGACACUGGCUCACCAAGAAGAUCAAGGUAGAGUUUGAAGAGCUGCUGCAAACCAAGACUGCAGGCCGGCUCCUGGAGGGGCUGAGUCUGCGGGACAUCUCUCUGGGUAACUCUCUGCCCGUCUUUAAAACGGCCACACUGGUGGACCCGCUGCACAAGAACGAGGACGGCAUGCCCGAGGAGCUCAACUUUGAGGUGGACAUCGAGUAUAACGGAGGUUUCCACCUGGCCAUCGACGUGGAGCUGGUGUUCGGGAAGUCCGCCUACCUGUUCGUGAAGAUGAAGAGGGUGAUGGGGAGGCUGAGGCUGCAGUUCACACGCAUGCCUUUCUCCCACUGGUCCUUCACCUUCCUGGAGGACCCGCUGGUGGACUUUGAGGUGAAGUCUCAGUUUGAGGGUAGACCCUUACCUCAGCUCACCUCCAUCAUAGUCAACCAGCUGAAACGAGUCAUCAAGAAGAAACACACCUUACCCAACUACAAGAUCAGAUACAAGCCGUUUUUCCCGUUUCAAGUCCAGCCUCCGCCAGGGUCAGCUUGUGAUUUGGAUCUGUCAGUGCAGGACAGCAGACUGGUGGAAGGAAGACUUAGAGUCACCCUGACUGAAUGUAGCAGGCUGUUCAUCCUGGGCUCCUAUGACAGAGAAACCUACGUUCACUGCACCUUGGAGCUGAGCAGCCACCAGUGGAAGGAGAAGACCCGCAGCUCCAUCAAAAAAACGGAGGUUAUCAAAGGGCCAUGUGGCAGCGUGGGGAUGACGUUCAGACAUGUCCCUGCCAGCGAGGGGGAUGCAGUCCACGUCAGCAUAGAGACGGUCACGCCCAACUCCCCCGCAGCCUUGGCAGACCUGCAGAAGGGGGAUCGCCUCAUUGCCAUCGGAGAUGUCAAAGUGACAUCCUCGGUUCAAGUGCCCAAACUGUUAAAGCAGGCAGGAGACAAGGUGGUGGUAUUUUAUGAGAGGCCGAUCCGUCACCAGACUUCCUCCUUGGGAACCCUGGGAACUCUUCAAGAGGGAUAUGGGCAGCUGGAGGAAACAGGUUUUAUUUCCCAGCCUGGGGGAUAUGAAGAAGACCCUGCCCCAAUCACCACCCUGUCUGACAUGUCCGACAGCAAAGACAUGGACUCUGAGUUUGAAGAAUUGAUUGUGGACUCCAAACCCAACCAGACUGGUAGCCCUAACAGCAGUACCACAAAUACCAGUGACACAAAGGAGGAUUUCUUACUUACAGUGAACCAAAGCCCCAAAAGGACUGUGGCCAACUUGGCCUCUAAGCCCCUUGGUACCAUAUCGCCCAUUCUCAAUCGCAAGUUAAACCUGGUGGGUCUCCAGUCUCCACUAAAGCCCCAGCCCAAAGAAUCACCAAAGCCCUCACCACAUAAGACCAGUAGUGACCCAGGGGAGGUUCUGCAACGCCCCACUGUCCCUCCCCCACCUCCCCCUUCUCGUCCCCCAGUGCCGCCAAGACCUCAGAUAAGGUUGACAUCAGCCUCCUCAGAAACAAGUCUUUUGGAAGGUGUUGAUUCUGUUACAACUGCUAAUGCUACUGUUUCUACCGUGACUACAACUGUAAGCACUGGUGAAAAAUCUCCAGAAAAAUCUCCUCUCACUGGAGCCAAUGAGGACAAAGCUGCUGAGAAGACAUGUGUCAAACAAGCCGAGGCAAAGCAGUCCACCAGGUCAGCAGAGUCCAAUGACGAGCAGUCAGUCCCUUCCACAUUGACCAGCAGCAAAGCAGACCAGGCAAAGGACAAAGUAUCAGAGAGCUCUUGUAGCACACGGGACAGUCUAGAGGACCAUUCCCUCUGGGAAUCCCCAGAGGCCAGGUUUCGUAACAAGACAGCACGCUGGUCCAAGGCCUCUAUGGUGUUUGAGGCGGAGAGCAACCAUAAGUACCUUAAUGUGGCCCUUUGGUGCAAAGAUCCCUUUAAGUUGGGCAGUUUGUUGUGUCUGGGUCACAUCAGCCUCCAGCUGGAGCAUAUAGCCCUGGAAUGUAUGGCUACAUCUUCAGCAGACUACCAGAGCACCUUUAGGCUGGGCCCUCCAGAGCCCAGAGCUAAUGUCAGCCGCACUGCACUACGCAGCCUCAGCACCCACAAGGGCUUUAAUGAGAAGCUGUGUUAUGGAGAUGUUACUCUGAACUUCUGUUAUUUAGCUGAGGGUGAAUUAGAGUAUCCAGGAGGACUAGCAGAGAGGGAACGGGAGGGGAGUCUCCAGGAUGAGGAUCUAAGGGAGAGGGAGAGGGAACAUAUCCCUUCAGCACCGCGGGAUGACCUGGUCUACAAUCCGAUGCAGCUUGUGGAGGUUCGCCACAACUUCCAGGACACCCAGUUCCAGAACCCCACCUGGUGUGAAUACUGCAAGAAAAAAGUUUGGACCAAGGCAGCUUCUCAGUGUAUGGUCUGCGCCUACGUUUGCCACAAGAAGUGCCAGGACAAGUGCCUCGCUGAAAAUCCUUUCUGUGUGGCAGCAACAGAGCGUCGUGGAGCUGACCUUGAAGCCAAAUCUACCAUAAAUCGGGCCACCACUGGCCUAACGCGCCACAUCAUCAAUACCAGCUCCCGCCUGCUUAACCUCCGCCAAGUUCCCAAGACUCGGCUUGUUGAGCAGGUGGCUGAUGUGGUGCCUGGAGGUGUAGAGCCUUCACCUAAGCAUACCCCCAACACUUCAGACAAUGAGAGCAGUGAUACUGAAACCUACGCUAGUGGCGCCAGCCCCUCAAAGCAGCCUGCUGGCAGUGGUGGCAGCAGUAAACUUGUACGCAAGGAAGGUGGUUUGGAUGACAGUGUGUUCAUUGCUGUGAAGGAGAUAGGCCGCGACUUGUACCGGGGGCUACCCACAGAUGAGCGCUCUCAGAAGCUGGAGCUGAUGCUGGACAAGCUGCAGCAGGAAAUUGACCAGGAGAUCGAGCACAAUAAUGCCCUUCUGCUGGAGGAGAGGGAGGCCACAGAUGUCCGGCGCAAGGCCCUAAUUAGUACUGCCCUGGCCAAGUCUGGGGAGAGACUCCAGGCUCUCACCCUGCUAAUGAUCCACUACCGGGCAGGCAUUGAAGACCUGGAGUCAGUGGAGAGUACCUCUCCUUCAGAGCAGCAAGGCUUUAAGAGCAAAGGAGAAGGCCUGGAGGAAGAGGCCCUGAUGGGGACAGAGGUCUAUGAUAGUGACAUAUGCAGCCCUGUGGAGGUGCAACUGUUGGAUGACAUUACUGAGGAGCAGAUCUGUGUGGAGGCACUCCACUAGAUAAGAAUAGAAUAAAGAGAAAGAAAGAGGAACAUGUGCUUUGGGCUUGUGCCUCCCAGCAAAAUUAUGCCCAGUUUGUUUUUUGAGAUUGGGGAAUUUCUACGGUCCAUUUGAAAUAUUGGGUAUGUCGGGGUCUAGUGUUCGAUCCACAUGUUUAUUUUUAUUUUUACAUGAAAAAGAAAGGACGGGUGAAGGAAUUUCAUCCCUGAGGAUACAUGGUAAACCUCUUAUUGAUGAUUUGAUUUGCACAAUGUGAUGCCGUUUCCAUGCUUUAGGUUUUUAAAGGGAAAAAGCUACAAUAUCAUCUGCCCUCAGUAGUGCUGCACGUAUAUCCUUGAUUUGUUUUACUCUGUACCAUAUGUCAUUGUAAGCAUUUAAUCCACUUUGCUUUCUUGUCAGUAACUGUCUAGUCUGAAUCAUGUUAAAUUUGAAAGAUAAUACUUGUUAAAUGAUUGUUUGCUGCGAGUAACAAGCCCAUAUAAAGGUGUCAUACUUGAGUCUAACCCAGUGUGAAGACUACUAGGGAAAAGCAGGUUUAGACAUCAGCGUCUGUGGAACAUGUAAUUUGUCUAAGUACCCUGCAAACAGUCAUACGUAUUCUUUGUUUUCGGCACUUUUUAAAGUCUUAGUUAAGAUUUUCCCUGCUCACAAAGCUCUGUGGGAUUUCAAAAGCUGCAUAAUUAUUAGUGGAAUGGAUAAUGUUAUAUAUAAUUUGCAUUUUUCCUUUGGUUAUUUUGUGUGUAUUGGUUUGGCCAAAACAUGGACUAUGUAACUCAUAUAUUUUAUUUGUUUGAAGAUGUAAUGAUGUAAUUGAAUCAAAAUGGGUUUUUUUUGUUUCUUGCCAAGUUCCUUCUUCUAAAACUCAAAUACGGCAUAUUGCUAAUAGUGAUGAACUUGCAUAGAUGCAAUGUGAGAAAGGCACAUAACUGACUUUAUUGAUUUCUCUCUGAAUGAAUGUUACCCAUAUUAGGAGCUAUCAUGAUGUUUCAAUUUUUGCAUUUAUUUAAUUGGUUUAAUGGGUGUGCGUGUUGGUGUAUAAAGAUGACUACCAUGCUUCAAGAAGUUAUGAUGUGAUUUAGUGCAGAUCGUUUGCCUUCAUGAGUUGUUUUCAUGCCCAAAUGAAUGUAUGUUCAGCCCUUUCUGUGUUUUGUGUAUAUACAGCCCUUCGACACUGCCCCCCUCCCCCAUCCCCCCUGCAAACCAUCAAGCAUUAAUGUAGCCUGUCACAGUGAUUCCAUCAUAACCAGCUACAACUCCCAAAAUGCUAUGCUUAUCUUUUACACCCUUAGAGAGCCACUGGAGAAGAACUAUAUGUGAAGAGGGAAUAUCUUAUUCUUAAAUGUUAAAAGGAAAAAUUUACCCCAAAAACGCUGAAAAUAUCUUUAUCUAUUUUGGUGGUGAUGUUCUUCUCUUUUCUUUCUUUCUUCCUGUGGUUAUCUUGCCAGUCAUUUCCAGCACAAAUACCAUUGAGUUUGAUAGCUUUCUGAAAAUAGUAGCAGUUAGCAGGUAAUGCUAUCAGUCACAUCUUUGACGUUUUCCAUAAAGGAAAUAAGUGUAGAGUCAACCUUUGAUUGGAAGAAAGUGGGUGUCCAGACUGAAAAGAAGUAUUUGAUUGGCCACUGCAGCACCUUGCCCUGUUAAAAAGCAUUGUGUUGUGAAAGUAGAAUCAGUUUUAACUUUUAUUUGACUGCAGCCCUCUAUGUUGGCACCCUACACUGCCCCAUUCAAAUGAAUGAAGAGGCUGUGUUUCUUCACACAGGGCUGAGUGCUUGUUGGAUUGUCUUUCAGCACCUGAAACUCUCUUCCUGACAGCAGACUGUGGAACCUGCAUCUCUGAAUUUUUGUAACUUUCCCUGACAAUCUGAUACACACUGAUUGGCCCAGUGUGUGCAGAGAUGCAAAAUUUGAAUAUUGUACUUUUGCCACUUUUCGUGUGAACACCAUGAAUGCUUUUGAGGAGAGACUGUUUUGCAAAUGUGCCAUGCUCCUAUUUGUAUGAUUCAUGGUGUUGAGAACUAUAACGAUGCAAAUUUGAAAGGGAUACAACCCUGUCAGUCAAAAAGGGUAUAAAAAC